UGGAUUAAUAACUGAUCCAACCCCACAUUUUACCACACGCUCUGUGGCUCUGUACACGAGAAGCCAAGCCCCAAUGGCCAUUUGUGGCACCCUCCUCCGUACAAGCAGCCAAGUCUCUAGACAUCUCCUCCGCAACUUCUCCACUACUGCCAACCCGCCCUCCCACCGCAACAACCACCAACACACCCACGAGUUCCUGCAGCCCAAUGACUUCGUUGGCAGCUGGUGGCACUCCGACCCUCCCAAGGACCCCAAGGAUGCCGAGCGCAGGCUCGCUCUUCUCCGCCGCGACUAUGCCAAGCAGGUCAAACUGAUCCGCAAGGAGUAUAUUCACGAGGUUGAGCUCAUGCGCCUCGAGCAGCAGCGCAAGGACGAGGCCCACAGAGAAGCGCUUAGGCUCGCCAUUGAGGAAAAGAAAAAGCUUAAGGCCGAGGCCGCCAAGCUCCGAGCCCAGGAGCGCAAGGCCGCCCUCGAAGAGUUCCGCCAAACCCUUUUGAAAGAAAGAACUGAGAAACUUGAAAAUUGGAGGAUGAAAGAAAAAAGAAAGGUAGAGAAGAAGAAAGAGAAGAAUGAGCUGCUACGCCGCCAAAGUUCCUUGUGGAUUGAUGAACCUGAGCUGGAGAAGAAGCUACUGCAGGCUAUUGUUGAUAUGAUACGCCUCUGAGUCCCUCUCGGUUACUUAAAUUUUUUUUAUGGAUGACGCAACUUUAGCUUGUACUUCGAAUAUAGGGUUAAAUCCAUCAAGGGUAAGUACGUUUUAAAAACAUUUUGAGAUAUCAACCCAAUUUAAGCUAGAUAUGCUGCCUGAGUGUGUUUCUGUAGGUACGUUGUAGCCUCUCCUCUUUUAUGCGGGAUUUGAUUGAAGAGGGUGGUUAAAUUUCUCUUGGCAAAAGAGGAAAGCUAGAUGUCCUUUUCUUUGCGUUGUUCUCUA
This is a messenger RNA of Carya illinoinensis, 931 nucleotides long. Its product is annotated as MAP7 domain-containing protein 2. The coding region runs from base 74 to 664 and encodes 196 amino acids. The record is from RefSeq and is a predicted model, not a curated record. The transcript is spliced from 2 exons. NCBI's taxonomy places the organism in Eukaryota, Viridiplantae, Streptophyta, Magnoliopsida, Fagales, Juglandaceae.